AGUGCGAGAUGGACGGCACACUCAUGAUCUCGCCGAUGUCAGAUUCGAUCUAGGCGUGUACGAAUGCAUGGCUAAGAAUCCGCGGCGAAGUCAAAUCCAGGACUGCUAAGAUGAUCUACAACAAGCGAUCUGCAAAACCACACUUUACACUGACACCACACGACUAUGACUCCGAUGAAGGCUCGACUAUAACAUUGGAUUGUGCUGCAGCCGGUCAACCAAAACCAGAGAUAGCUUGGACCAGGGAUGAUCUGCAACUUCAAGAAUCUCCCCGCUUCAAGAUUUCACCUGAAGGAACACUUACAAUAAUCAAUCUGGAACGUGAGGACACUGGAACCUACAAGUGUACAGCCAGCAACUAUAUUGGCAUCAUCACUGCUGUGGCUCAAGUGAGAGUCAAUGGAUCGGAAAUCGUCUUAUUUCCAAAAGUUCUUCCGACGUUCGUGACAACGCCAGAAAAUCUGACAACGAAAAGUGAAGUUUGGCAAGACUGCGGUGCGUAGCAGAGGGUUCUCCAGCUCCUGUCAUCACGUGUUCAAGGAUGGCAACACUGUAACUCCAGCGACACGUUCUCAAUAC
Nilaparvata lugens (brown planthopper) is the source of this 579-nucleotide messenger RNA. Its product is annotated as peroxidasin-like. The transcript has 5 exons. NCBI's taxonomy places the organism in Eukaryota, Metazoa, Arthropoda, Insecta, Hemiptera, Delphacidae. The record is from RefSeq and is a predicted model, not a curated record. Gene Ontology annotation, molecular function: protein binding. Gene Ontology annotation, cellular component: plasma membrane. Gene Ontology annotation, biological process: axon guidance; cell adhesion. Bases 111 to 503 code for a protein of 130 amino acids.